AUGUUCGCCCGCAGCGGGUCCAAGGAGCGUAGCUCCACGAGGAAGCCCACACCUCCUUCUCCGUCCUACAUGUCAAACGAGCAAUUUGCCGCCUAUCUUGCAGACCUCCGAAAGAACCGCAUGAACAGGCCUGCAGGCGCUCGUCCCCUGCCUGCUCCGAAACAGGAUGGUCUCGGCUUGUCUACCAGUGGCCAGUCGUCCGUCGGAGCCCCGUCACCUUCGAUAUCACCCUUACCCCAGCACCGCUCCCACCAUCGCACGCAAUUCGAUACCGGCAGCGUGGCUCCAUCUGCCACGCGCCCAUCAAUUGCGCCCAGUGUCUCGUCAAGACCCUCAACCACGACAAGAGGAAAAGAUUAUUACCCCGAUCAGCCCGUUGAACCGUUGAAACCUUCUGAGGUUGUACCCAGCGCAACAUACAUCGAGCGUGGCCAGCGGUGGAUGGAAAAGGAGGAGGCUUUCUCUCUACGCCGAGCGAUGGAAGAUAUGAAUCUCAAGGAGCGGGCUCAACAGGGCAAUGAUGGGGCCGACGAGAGCGAAGAGGGCAAGCGGCUUUACGAUGCCGCCCUCAACGAGGCCGCUGAGCUGGUCUGGCAGCACCAGAAUCCCGGAAAGCUGCCUCGGCCAGGUGCCCCCUACCGAUACAGACCGCAUCUGCGAAAGAACAGUUACGCGCACGCCCGCACCGCUAGCGUCGGUAGAUAUGGAAGCGACGUCGCGCCAACUGGACUUGCCCGAGACCCUCAUUCGCGCUCGGUAUCCGGUAGCUCGACCGAGGGGGACAGCCCGGGAUCGGCUGGCGGUCGUCCCUCCUUUGCCUCCUCUCGCCAGUCGCCUGGCAAUGAGUCAGGCGUGGCGUGGGGCCGAACUGCUGACGCUCCUGCUCGUAACUCGAAACCGUACGGCGACAUUCCUGGCAGCUCCCGCCCGCUCCCCGGAGUGCGUUCCAGAAGUAGGCAAAAGAGGAACAUGAGCGGCGACGUUCAAAAGCACUUCUCGGGUGAUCAGAUCUGGGAAGAGCCGGACAAUGAGGUUCCGGCCCAGCCCCAAGGUUCGGCGCCCGAAGACGCCGUCAACCCGCUGCGGCCAAAGCCAAAGGAACCCCUGAACCGCGUUCAAUCCGCUCCCAAGCCGCCCGCUGGAACGAAGCCGACCACUGCUCCUCAUUCGCCCGGAAAUCUGGUCUCCAAGUACGAAAUAUAUCGGAACCCGCCGAGCCAGUCUCGAAACCCACAGUACACCACCAACGCUCCGGUCACGGCUUCACCUGUGCAAAAGUACGAUGCGCCUCGAAAACACGGCGUAGAGAUUCGCAGCGAGGACAUUAGACAAGCCACAAGCAUGAAGUUGAAAGACCGCAGCCCGAAGCUCCCCACCCCGUCUGCUGUCAGCGAUAGUCCUGGUCGACCUAUCGUAAGCUUUAAUAAAGAUUGGAAGCCCCCAGAGGAGGCUACUGACGACAAGUCAGAAGAGUCGAGAGCCGGGCGACGGGCCGUCAACCACCCAGCAUGCCUCGUCCCAGGAGGGCUCCGCCGCCAACAGCCGCAGCAGCAGGCCCAGGCGAUCCCUGCUAUCUCUGUUACGGAUGAUCUUACGGCCUCGCCAGCCCCGUCAUCCUCGCCGACACGUCGCCCACAACCCCCGCCGCCAGGUAUUCAAGUAAAUGGGCCGUCGAUCCCUGUGAUUGCGGUAUCCGACUCUUCUUCACCUUCCCCUCCAACCAUUGUAGUUGAGCCUGAUGGAGCAGACAAAAGCCCCAGCAUACCCGUGAUUGUGACACCUGACGAUAGCACCAGAAGCACGGGCGCUGCCUCUCGUCGUCCCCUCCCAACUCCCCAAGUCGGAGGCCCUAAGGUCCGGCAGGCGAUACGGCCUCGCGGACAUUCGUCGCCCGCACCAAAGCCAGUCGGAAUUCGAGCCACCGCCUGCUGCCACGAGUGCGGAGACAGCAUCGAGGGUCGCUUUAUAUCGCUGGCUGGCACCUCGGAGCGGUUCCACCCGCAAUGCUUCACCUGCUACGCCUGCGGCACCUCCCUGGAGGCGCUCGAGAUCUCUCCCGAGCCUGACGAGCACCGCGCGGCCCGCCUCGACCGCAUUGCCCGCCGCGCCAGAGGCGAAGUGCUUACUGAAGAACCGGGCCAGACGAUGGCCGAGGACGGCGACGAGCGCCUGCGCUUCUUCUGCCAUCUCGACUGGCACGAGCUGUUCGCCCCGCGCUGCAAGCACUGCAAGACGCCCAUCAUGGGCGAGCACGUGGUGGCGCUAGGCGCCCACUGGCACUUUGGGCAUUUUUUCUGCGCCGAGUGCGGCGACCCGUUCGAGAAGGGCAUGACGCAUAUCGAAAAGGACGGCUAUGCGUGGUGCGUGUCCUGCCAGACGAAGCGCACCGAGCGGAGGGCGCCCAAGUGUCGCAAGUGCAGGACGGCUGUUAUUGGGCAGUACAUCCGUGCCUUGGGCGGUGAGUGGCAUGACGAGUGUUUUCGGUGUGCUACCUGCAACGGCGGGUUUGAUGACGGGCAGAUUUUCCCAGUCGAAGGUCGGGGGGCGCCAGGAGAGACGGUGGUGCUGUGUAGGAAGUGCAGGGAAAAGGAGCUGAAGGCAUGAGGAUUAUGCAUUAUUAAUGGGGCCGCUACGCGUGGGCGUUGAUUUGAUCUUAUUUCGGUUCGAGUCUUCUCGGUUAGAUGAUCUACAGCGGAGACUGGAGUUUUCAUGGCUCUGCGUAGUUCUUGGCUUGAUAGAUCCAGCAUAUGAAAUUCAUUUACCGUGCAGCUUUCCACAGACACACAGCUUUGUGGUCUCCUUUCGGUGGGAGUGAAUGGUUGAGAGUUGGCGAGCGGAUCGCCUUACCUUCACGAAGUAGGCUCCUGAAUAGGCAGCAGCACGUUUGAAGCGCAGGAGCAAAGCUUGGUCUCAAGUGACCAUAUGAUGAUGUCGAGGAAUUAAUAGCAUUUAACUCCCGACCGGCAAACGAAGAUUCCUCCAGUGUGCCAGAUACCUGCGCCAAAAGAUGCGCCAACCAAUUCAGGUGGGAACCCAGCGACAAAAUCUCGAUGCACUGGUUCGAUCAUGCCUCGUUGGUAUGACCCCCCCAACGAUGU
Messenger RNA from Parathielavia appendiculata, 3098 nucleotides. RefSeq lists its product as uncharacterized. Gene Ontology annotation, cellular component: Z disc; nucleus. The transcript has 2 exons. The record is from RefSeq and is a predicted model, not a curated record. The coding region runs from base 1 to 2604 and encodes 867 amino acids. NCBI's taxonomy places the organism in Eukaryota, Fungi, Ascomycota, Sordariomycetes, Sordariales, Chaetomiaceae. Gene Ontology annotation, molecular function: transcription coregulator activity.